This is a messenger RNA of Nyctereutes procyonoides (raccoon dog), 20792 nucleotides long. It is a transcript of the gene ZBTB20, whose product is annotated as zinc finger and BTB domain containing 20. Gene Ontology annotation, molecular function: RNA polymerase II cis-regulatory region sequence-specific DNA binding; protein binding; DNA-binding transcription factor activity, RNA polymerase II-specific. The record is from RefSeq and is a predicted model, not a curated record. Gene Ontology annotation, biological process: regulation of transcription by RNA polymerase II. NCBI's taxonomy places the organism in Eukaryota, Metazoa, Chordata, Mammalia, Carnivora, Canidae.
GGAGAAUGUGGACCAAAAGAUUGCGACAAUCGGUUCCUUGACCAGCAGUCUGUGACCUGCCCUUUCUCUUUAUAUGCAGCCGCUCUCUGUUCCCUGCCCCAAUGAACAUCUGCACUAGGCCCAAGCCUUGGAGUGAUUUACCUGAAGAGUGACACCAUUUAUUUGGAAACUACUAUGAGGAAACUGAAGCCCAGAGAGGUGAAGUGAGGUGCCCAAGGCCACACAGCAAGUUAGAGGCACAGCUAGUACCAUAGCUCAAGUCUCCUGACUCCCAGUCCAGUGCUCCUCCCAUUACUCCACGGGUCCUGUCUCUAAGCUUCCUGACAAAUGCUAGAACGGAAGAAACCCAAGACAGCUGAAAACCAGAAGGCAUCUGAGGAGAAUGAGAUUACUCAGCCGGGUGGAUCCAGCGCCAAGCCGGGCCUUCCCUGCCUGAACUUUGAAGCUGUUUUGUCUCCAGACCCAGCCCUCAUCCACUCAACACAUUCACUGACAAACUCUCACGCUCACACCGGGUCAUCUGAUUGUGACAUCAGUUGCAAGGGGAUGACCGAGCGCAUUCAUAGCAUCAACCUUCACAACUUCAGCAAUUCCGUGCUCGAGACCCUCAACGAGCAGCGCAACCGUGGCCACUUCUGUGACGUGACGGUGCGCAUCCACGGGAGCAUGCUGCGCGCACACCGCUGCGUGCUGGCAGCCGGCAGCCCCUUCUUCCAGGACAAGCUGCUGCUGGGCUACAGCGACAUCGAGAUCCCAUCCGUGGUGUCAGUGCAGUCGGUGCAAAAGCUCAUUGACUUCAUGUACAGCGGCGUGCUGCGCGUCUCGCAGUCGGAAGCCCUGCAGAUCCUCACGGCCGCCAGCAUCCUGCAGAUCAAAACCGUCAUCGAUGAGUGCACGCGCAUUGUGUCACAGAAUGUGGGUGACGUGUUCCCGGGGAUCCAGGACUCGGGCCAGGACACGCCACGGGGCACCCCCGAGUCCGGCACAUCGGGCCAGAGCAGCGACACCGAGUCGGGCUACCUGCAGAGCCACCCGCAGCACAGCGUGGACAGGAUCUACUCGGCGCUCUAUGCGUGCUCCAUGCAGAACGGCAGUGGCGAGCGCUCCUUCUACAGCGGUGCGGUGGUCAGCCACCACGAGACGGCCCUGGGCCUGCCCCGCGACCACCACAUGGAGGACCCCAGCUGGAUCACGCGCAUCCACGAGCGCUCGCAGCAGAUGGAGCGCUACCUGUCCACCACCCCCGAGACCACACACUGCCGCAAGCAGCCCCGGCCCGUGCGCAUCCAGACCCUGGUGGGCAACAUCCACAUCAAGCAGGAGAUGGAGGACGACUACGACUACUAUGGGCAGCAAAGGGUGCAGAUCCUGGAGCGCAACGAGUCCGAGGAGUGCACGGAAGACACCGACCAGGCGGAGGGCACUGAGAGCGAGCCCAAGGGCGAAAGCUUCGACUCGGGCGUCAGUUCCUCCAUAGGCACCGAGCCUGACUCAGUGGAGCAGCAGUUCGGGCCCGGGGCGGCACGGGAUGGCCAGGCCGAACCCGCCCAAGCCGAGCAGGCCGCAGAGGCUCCUGCCGAGGGCGGCCCGCAGCCGCACCAGCUCGAGACAGGUGCCUCCUCCCCAGAAAGAAGCAACGAGGUGGAGAUGGACAGCACGGUCAUCACUGUCAGCAACAGCUCUGACAAGAGCGUCCUGCAGCAGCCUUCGGUCAACACGUCCAUUGGGCAGCCUUUGCCAAGUACCCAGCUCUACUUACGCCAGACAGAAACCCUCACCAGCAACCUGAGGAUGCCUCUGACCUUGACCAGCAACACACAGGUCAUUGGCACAGCCGGCAACACCUACCUGCCGGCCCUCUUCACUACCCAGCCCGCGGGCAGUGGCCCCAAGCCUUUCCUCUUCAGCCUGCCACAGCCCCUGGCAGGCCAGCAGACCCAGUUUGUGACAGUGUCCCAGCCUGGCCUGUCGACCUUUACUGCACAGCUGCCAGCGCCACAGCCCCUGGCCCCAUCCGCAGGCCACAGCACAGCCAGUGGGCAGGGCGAAAAAAAGCCUUAUGAGUGCACUCUCUGCAACAAGACUUUCACCGCCAAACAGAACUACGUCAAGCACAUGUUCGUACACACAGGUGAGAAGCCCCACCAAUGCAGCAUCUGUUGGCGCUCCUUCUCCUUAAAAGAUUACCUUAUCAAGCACAUGGUGACACACACAGGAGUGAGGGCAUACCAGUGCAGUAUCUGCAACAAGCGCUUCACCCAGAAGAGCUCCCUCAAUGUGCACAUGCGCCUCCCGGGGGAGAAGUCCUACGAGUGCUACAUCUGCAAAAAGAAGUUCUCCCACAAGACCCUCCUGGAGCGACACGUGGCCCUGCACAGUGCCAGCAACGGGACCCCUCCUGCGGGUACACCCCCAGGUGCCCGCGCUGGCCCCCCUGGGGUGGUGGCCUGCACGGAGGGGACCACUUACGUCUGCUCCGUCUGUCCAGCAAAGUUUGACCAAAUCGAGCAGUUCAACGACCACAUGAGGAUGCAUGUGUCUGACGGAUAAGUAGUCUCUUUCUCUCUUUCUUAUGAACAAAACCACAAAAAAGAAACAAACAAACAAACAAACAAAGCUAUGGCACUAGAAUUUAAGAAAUGUUUUUGGUUUCGUUUUGACUUUCUGUUCUCGUUUUUGUUUCGUUUCAUUUUGUACUACAUGAAGAACUGUUUUUGCCUGCUGGUACAUUACAUUUCCGGAGGCUCGGGUGAAUGAUAGUUUUCCCAGCCUCCCUCGGAUGGUGGCCUUAAGGCCUGGUAGUGCUUCAAGAGGUCCACUGGUUGGAUCUCUAGCUACUGGCCUCUAAAUACAACCCUUCUUUACAAAAAAAAAAAAAAAAAAAAAAAAAAAAAAAUCUUUAAAAAAAAAAGUAAAAAAAAAAAUUUUUUUUUCACUUGUGAAGAGCACUACAAAAAUAUAUAACAAAAUCUAAAAGGCCUACUGUCUUUAAGUACACCGCUUGCAGUGUUUCAGUGGACAUUUUAACAAUUCUGGCCGCUUGGACUUCACAGUAACCAGUUAAAACUGUGGAAUAUCACUUCUGGUCGAAAACCCAGAGGAAAGGCCCUGCUGUUUUCCACCUACCACAUUGUCUGAUUUCAUAAAAGGGCUGGGGGGGUGGGAAGGGGCAGUGGGUUCGGUGGUGUGGGAAAGGCGAAUGGCAGGCUUCUCCCCCAGAUUCUGCUCGAGUCCACACACCCUGGCCCACCUCCUCCAUAUCCCCCCUUUCAGCAGAAGCCAGGAAGACUUGGACAAGCAUCAAGCAACAGUGGCUAUCGUAUUUAUUCAGUGUCUUCGCUGAGCCACAGCCUCAGCACAAUCAAGAGGGACUUUCAUGAAAGGCAGGAAUGCAGAUAAAACAAAGAUAUCAGAGGUUUGCACCUACGUUUCUAGGUACAAGAGAAGGAUUCUUUCCAACAAUCUUUGCAAAAAACAAAAACAAAAAAAAAAGUGUCAGGAUAUAUUCUUGUGGAAGAGAAAAAGAAAGAGAAAUGGAGGGUGGGGGGAAUAAUAAAAAGUUCUUGAGGCUUUUUUAAUUCAAAAUUUUAUAGAGGGGCAAAAGUGACGUUUACCAGAUAGAAUGCUGAUUUUUUUAAUAUAUUUGCAACAGUAUUUGUGUAAAAAAAAACAAAAAAAAGUGAGAUUGUUAAAAGUAAUUUUUUUUUCAUUUUGGUUUUGCAUACACUGCCACCAAUCCCUUCUCUUUUAUUUUAUUUCACACACAUAUAUAUAUUUUUUGGUAAGUCAAGACUGUUAAGGUUAGCGAUACUGCUUCCAGAUAGAAAGAAUAAAAGGCAAUUAAAGUUAUAUUUGAAAGAGAGGAAGGAUAUUUUCUUCAUAUUUUUUUUAAUUUUUCUUAAUUUUUAUUAUUUUUAAGUAUUGCCUGGGUUGAUGAGGGCCUCUGUGGCCAGCCCAUCCCUGCUGUAAUUUGAACUGCUGCUUUGUAUUUUGAUAUGUAGUUCUUUGACUUUUAGCAAGCUUAAGUUGCUCCACUGACUAUUUUUUUCAACUGAUCCAUCUAGAAUUCUGUUCUUUUUCAUGGGAGGACUUUAUCUUUCAGAAACAGAUUUCUUGCUUCUCUAAAAAGUUCAUUGAGAUCUUAUGAUUCUAGAAUUUCUAUUGCCUUUACUUCUUUUCUUUAAUGAAACACUAGUAGUCUAGAGGUCGUGACAAAUGGGUUUUCUUUUUGUGGUCAGCCAGGAGGAGGAGUUCAUGCCUCCUCACCCUUCACAACUACAGAGAGCAGAAGCCUGGUACAGAUCUGGAGGGCUUGAUGCCAAAAUUACUUUCUUCCUUCCAAAUACCACCUUCUGACUAUUUCCACCAUGGUUGAGAGGGCUAAAUAAGAUGAGCGUCCUUUAGAUGAUUUAUUAACCCUUGCUUUUUGGAACGGUUUUAAGGAAAUUAACAAAAAUUUCUCAGAUACCACCAUCCAUCAUUCAAAAGGCCACCAGUUUGUUGCAUCAUCCUAGAUGCCACUCUCUCUUCCUAGUUGGGAUUUCUCUCCUCGGUCCUGAUCAAAGUAUUGAAAUAGGGAUUUUUCCAUUAUAGACAGUGUCCUGAAGGGAUUCCAAGUCAAAUAUAAAAAUUCUUAAGCCUAACAAAGACUCCAAAGGUGAUUUUCUUGCUGGGCAUAUUUUAACACUCUUAAGGGGGAAAACUAAAUCUUUAAACAAAGCAGAAACACCAAACUAUAAUUUUUAAAAAGAAACAAAGACAGUAUUUUAGUUUCAAAAUUUCUUUGCAUUUUAAUUUUCUUGUCAGCAACGUAUUUGCAAAAACUGUGCAACAAAUGAGGAGAAAUCUUCCAAGGAAAGCAACUCUAUAGUAACUAAAUGGUUUUACUCAUAUAUUUUAGAUAUCGGUUAACUUGGAUCUUUCCCAUAAGUUCUUGGUGAUGUUUAGUAGGGUUAGUGCAACUGGAGUACAUGUGGGUUUUAUUUGGUCCUCUGUCCUUAAUUCAGUAAAUAUUUUCCUGGAAGUUUAAUGUAGACUUGGAUGGUUAACUGACUAUUGGUUAACACUCAUCGUGAUUUCUAAGAGGAAUCCUAUCAAGAACUAUGUGUCCAAAAUUGACCUGUUUUAAAAGUUAGUGGGAAACAGCUUCAAAACUAAGAAAAAGUCCAUUUUUCUCUUGCUAAUUUUCCUUUUUUAAAAUAGCAGUGUUGUAAGACUUUAAUAUUUCCACUUACUACCAACAGAGGGAGCAUUAGUUAGUUAACCAUGUCAGGGAAUUGUUUUGAUAUCUUGAAAAACAAGUCAUUCAAACCAUGAUAUAAAAAGGAAAAAAUUGACAUUAAGUAACCAACUUGUCUAAUCUAGAGGGAAAAUGAUAUUAAAUCACUUAGUAUAUGUUACAAAUGAUGAAGGCCAAAAGCCACUUUAAAAUAUUUUCACUUAUUUGACAGCAGCUGAUUUAAGAUAGGGUCCUUAUUCCAACCUUUGCGAAAUAGGCAGGAUUUACAGUACCUCUAGAAAAGUUGAUCGUGGGUGCCAUUAUUGGCCACAUUUAGCUGUCUGCUUCUCAAUUCAGACGGAGACCCACUUGCCUUAAUGUUGAUUUGCCACGUGAGAAGCAAAGCAAAUUGGGUUCAAAUAAAAUCCACAUUUUGAUACAGACAUGUAGAGGAAAAAAAAAUCCAGUUGGGUUUGAAACGCUAAUAUUCAUCCUUUCCCUUCAAAUGAAGUAUCUCUUUUCUAAAAAUGUUGAAGAACUCACAGAGAACUCUUGGUGAGGUGAUGCAAUCAUUAUAACCACAUGGACUCUCCAGGUUUGCAUAGUGGUAGACUUCUUCUUACCGUAUGUCUAUUCCUCCCAAACAUUCAUAGUCUAAAAUAGUUGACAGAUUUGUUCUCCGGAGAGAGGGAGAAGCUAGACUGCAGUGGAAGGUCUAAUCUGGGGAGCAGUGAACUUGCUGUGGGGUCAUUACUAUAUGCUCUAACCUUCUGAAAGGGCUACUUGCCCAACUGAUGUAAGCCAGACUGUACCUAUUUCAAAAGGAUAGAGAUGCUUUCUGAUUGCCAGUCCUUACUUUUCAAUUAAAUAAUUACCAACAUCUUGGGAAAUGGGAAAACAUAUUUUGCUUCAAGAAUAGAGGAUGAGCAUGAAUCCUUUUAUUUUUUAGUUUCAAAUCCAACAAUCUUCUUACAUUUAGAACUUCAUGCUAGGAUGCUAUGAGUGCUAAAAAAAAUUUUUUUUCAGUAGUCAGGGGAAAAAAUAGAUAAAAUGGAAGCAAAUGUUCCAGAUUUAAGACCUCUUAGGAGGAAUACAGGGAACAAGAACUGGUUUGGAAAAGCACAUUUUUUUUAGUAAUUUAUGAUUUAAAACUGGGUUAGCUGAACAAGGGAAGGGAAAAAAGUCAAAGGGGAAUAUUUAUCUCGAGACAUUUAGAUACAGUUUAUGAAAAAUAAAAUUGCCCUGCACUGAAAACAUUGGUAGCAUCUCAGUAUGGUAGGCGACUUUCCCCUUAUUACUAUAAUAAAUGCCAAUAUUUGUACUAAAAAAAACCCAAGUGGUAAAAUAUGGCCCCCAAAAAGGAAGGAAUUGAAACAGAUGGAUCUGAUACAAAUCUACACACAUGGGGAAAGAUUAAGAAACAAGCCAGGCAAAAAUAAUUUGAAAUGAAAGUCUCUGUACCAAAAUGGUUUUUACUAUAUAUUUUAAUGGAGUUGUAAACUUCGGCUCCUAAUAAUAGUUUAUAGACUUUUUCCUGCCCAAAUUCCUAAUGCUCUGAAACUGUCUAUGCCAUGAGUAAGUGUGGUAGAUAACUUCCUUCUCAUGUUCCAGCUUUAGUCCAAUCCUUCUUCAUAGGCAUCUUGGAGGUCGCAAUAGCUCCCAGCCUUAGAAGGAAAGACGUGGAUGUGCUUUGUUGAAAAAUCAUGGGUUUCAUUUUAUAUCAUCCCAAUAUUCUACAAGGACCAAGAAAACCCUUUGUAACCCAUGAACAGUUAGAAUGUAUGCACUCUGUUAGAAGAAAAAAGGUUUCCUCUGGGUGUAUGAAUUACUUUCAAGUAAGCCCGAAUGCCUUGACCUACAUGUCCCUCCAUCACACAAGCACACCAAUAGUAUGCGCCAGCCCAUGCCCCAAAUCCGUUUUCCCUCAGCAGUUGAAAAUGAGGUGUGUCCCUUAUAAAGUCCCUCGGGUCCUCAACAGAACAUAAUAAAAGGUUCGUGUUGCUUCCUAGAUGUGCUUCCUCCAUAACACUCCCAACACCUGUUGCCUUUAGGAAAGGGAGCAGUGAGCUAGAUCUGGCCAAGAUUCAUACUCAACCUGCCCAUUCAGGAGCCUUCCUCUGUUGUUAUAGAAGAUGUUAUUUAAUUAGCUGAGGCUGGGAGCAGAGGAUAUGUGAUUCUGCAGCAAAGGUAUCAGAUAACCAAAUCAGGUCUGCCUCUGCUAGGCAGAAAGAAACAAAACGAAGGUACAAUGCAAGAACAGACACAACCUGAGAUGCCCUUGGGAUUUGGGAGAAGGGAGGGUGCCCUUUCUGUUGUGACCUGACUCUUAAAAGAAAUCUUCUGAAAGAAUUCUUUAAUUUAGUAAUGAGUUGAAGUCCAGGGUAAUGGAAGCCCUGGGGAAGAGAACAAAAGGACUGCAAAGUGUAUUCAGCACCCAAUAAUGCGAAACCAAAAAACAUCCAAUCACAACACUAGGAAGUUUGGCAAGAAGUAUUUAGAGAAAUCUCUGGGCUUUUCCAUGGGUAGUAGGGUCGACAGACUUUCUUUUGAGUGAUUUCUGGCUCUGAGAAACCUCUUUACUCACUAGAAAAGAACUUUCUUUAAAUGGCCAAUUUUAUCCCCCAGAAAAAGAAAUUUAAAAAAAUAAAAUAAAAAUAGAACACUAAAGACAGAACCAUGUGACCUGGUAGCAAACAAAAGGAAGGGCCCACUAGAAUUUCAAUAGGCUCCCUAAUUCCUUAGAAAAAAGCAAGGCAACCCAACGCCUCUCCAUCUGCAGUGCUUGAAGAAAGGGUCGCCUUGGCCCAGCCACCUGGGCUUGCUGGGACUCUGGGCAGGACUGCCCCACUGGGGUGGCUGCAGCCCCUUCCUCUUCACCUUGACAUGAAGGAAAGAACUGUUCUCUUAGGUGCCUGGGAAAUAGAUUUGCCUGGGCCAAACUCUCAAAAACUAUCUCCGCCCUGGUGCUCAGGCAGCACAUGGAGACAGAGGGGGGCCACAGAGGAGCUCUUGCUCCAGGGAGAAUAUUCUCGGAUUCCCAAGGGCUCUCUGUGUGGAGUUGCCAUUUCUAAUACCACUUAAAUCGCCACAAGAGGAAAAGCCGUGGUGACUCAAUGUUGGUAUAAACACAAAACGUGAAAAUUGCUAACCCAGAGCAUCAUUUCUAGCAAGAGGGAUUAAGGUGAUUAGCUUAACCAAAGUUCCCCAAAGAUGUUUCUAAGUCUCCAAACAAUCUUUUUUCCCCCUUGAACACUGAAUCCACAGUGGUCAGCGGUGUACAUUCACAGAUCCCAGAAAAUGGUUUGGAACACCAGGGUUUGUUUUCAGUUCUUUUUAGGUUGAAGAAGUAGAAGGUGAGGGCUGCAUAGCACGGGUUCUUUUUCAGAACUAGGGAUUCCACUGAAAAACUGCUAAAAAUGCCCCGGGGUUGAAGCAACCAACUACAACCCCUGGAUUCCAGUGGUUUCUCAGGGCCAGCCUAUUGCUCCACAAACUAAACAGAUUAAAAUCUAAUCUGAAGCGACCUCAGUUGAGGUAUUUUCACCAGAAGCCACUUAUAGUAAAGAAUUAUUGCCUUAAGUCAGAAAGCCCAGGGAAGAGAACAGAGGACAGAGAGGUUGAAAGGAAGUGAAGACAUAGACAUUUCUUGUUUUUAAUUCUGCUUCGUUAUCAAAAUGGGCCCUCUUCAUGAGUGAAGACUAUGGAAACAUUGGCUUUGCAGGGAUGUGUCAAACUUGUCUGGGACUGACAGUUCUCAGGAAGUGGUUGCUCUUUUUUAUAUCCUCUUUCAGUGACUUAGGUCUGGGCUGGCUGUAAAAUAGGCAUCAUAUUAGUCAAAGAAUAAAUCCCAUAAGACAUGAUCACAGGUGCCAAGGAUGCCAGUUUUAAUCAUUUCCUUCACAGAGAGAACAGUCUGUACUAAAAGCUUUCAUUCCCUAUACAGUAUAAAUUUCUAAACUCGGUUUUCCUCGGUUUUAGUGAGCAUCUGGUUUAUCUGGUGGUACUUUGUUUAAAUGCAAACUCACAACUUUCAAAUCUUCAAGGAGGGAGCAUAAUCUUCAGUUCAUAGAGGAAAUCUAGCCACACUUGUGGGAGUCCUGGCUUUUGAGAUACCUAAUUAGGGUAUAAAAAGUUCCUACCAGCCGUCUUUCAAAUUCAGGGGUUUCCUUGGUUCAAAUGCCUCAAUGAGAUUCUGAUAGACCUAAGAUAGAAAAACAAAAACAAAAACAAAUUUGACCCCACAGGAGACAUCUGUUUCUACUACUGUCACAACAGUCACAGCUGCUGUCCAAAAUGUCUAUAAAUGAGUACAUGUCAUGCAGGUACACACGCAGUGUGAGGUCCUCUCACUGCAGAACUGUUGCAUGUCCGUAUUCCCCAGUGGUAGAUUCUGGAACUUCUAGUUAGUCAAAGGUCUCACAUAUCUCCUGCCUGCUUCUGCUCUGUUGCCUUAGUUGGGUGCACCAGUGCCGUCCGCUAUCUGUGAUGAGGUUCUAGGGCAUUCUGAAGGAGCCCCACCAUCAGUAAUUUUCUAUUGUACCAGUUUCAUGAGAAACUUAAAUCUGCUGCGUGGAGUAGAGUGCACUUAGCAAACUCUGCACAUCCGCUGGAUUUACCGACAUGUGCACGGGCACGUUUGCGUGGAUACUUGUAGUGUGCGUGCCUCUCAGAAAGCACACGUGGGCAUAGGUCCUGGUGCCUGUUACGGUUGCCUCUUCCCACCAUUGCGCUCCAGACUUGUGGCUCCCUGCCCAGGAAGCAGUCACCUGCCCACUCUGUUGCUUUUCGUAGCGUGUCCUAGUUGGGAGAAACAAAGGCAGCUUGUUGGAUCCACAGCAAACCUACGGUGACAGGCUGUUUUCCUCCAGAAGAAGGUAGAACAGAAGUAGUCAAGUGGCGAGCAGACACAGAGAGAGGCAGUCCGGGCACCCCUCCGGGUCUUCUGGGGAGGAGGAGCACCGAGGCCAGGGAGGGGAGGCCUAGUCCAUGGCUCAAAGGCCUUCAGUGCUUUCCUCCACGCAGCCCAGUGUGUGCACCCAAACACCUGCUCCCCUGUAACUUUCACUGCCAAACCAGAGUUUCCCCAUCCUGCCUGCAUCUGCAGGACAUCAUCAGAAUUCCAAACCGUGUCUCCUGAAGCCACCGUGGCCUCCGCAAAGUCUUUCCAAGAGCAGGUUGUUUACCGUGUCUAGCAAGCCGGUAGACUCCCGGGGGAAUCAUGUUUGGUAAUCUCUAAGAAUCGACAGCUCCGGCCCAUCUCCGACGUGAAAGUAGAAGGCCACAUGCACUCUCGUGCACGAUUCUGAACAAAUGGACCUGGCUCUCGUAGCUGACCUUGAAGAUUGGCCUGGAAACAGUCGGAUUCAGUUUGCUCACCCCCACACCCUUCUUUCACUAGGUGGCUUAUUAUUUUUUGUGACAUGUAGAUUAUUUCUGCUGAUUUACAGAAUUCAGAGGACAUUUUCUUGCCUCUUCUAUUUUGGUGACUUUUUCCCCUACCCCAUUAAGUAAGGCUACUUACAGUUAGAAUCUUUUCAUUGUUGUUAUUUUUAAAAAUGUAUAUUGUCUUUCUAUAUCCAAAAGAAGUCUGUGACUGUAACCAUAGGUAUUUCUUUUUACUGGAAAAAAGAGUUGGGGUUUUUUUUUGGUUUUUUUUUUUUGGUUUGUUUUUGUUUUUGUUUUUUUUAAUUAACAGUACUAGUGACUUUGUGGAAGAACAUGAGUUACAUUUAGGUAUGCUUAAGUACAGUACACUACAUUGCAGUAUUUCUGAAAGCUAGAACAUACACAUUAUAUAUAACUCUAUAUUGAAAUAUAUAUUACAUUAUAUUCAUUUUAACUUUUGAAUCUGCCUAUGAUCAUGAGUUGAUUGAAAUAUUAUUUCUUUGCAUUUAUCACCCAUCACCAUCCUGCUGCAGUUAAUCUGGUGCAUUUAAUAAUAAUCAUUACUGCUCUAGUUCGCUUUUUAUAUUAUCAGCUUCAGUAUUGUCUUUACAGGAUUUUAGGAUUUUUUUAAGCUCAGACUUAGCAAAUGUAGGAAAGUGAAAACUUUUUUUAAGAAAACUUUUUUUUUUUUCGGUGUGGCCGAUACAAAGAGGUUCGUAUUCAAAGUGAUCUUGUUUAGCUGACCCGCUCAAUAUCUGAAGAACAAAAGAAGUGCAUAUGAAUGUAUCUGUGAUUUUUCCCUUUUAGGACUGUCACUGUCUAUAUUUGCUUUUGAAAACAUGACCAAAAGGGGCUGCUUCACCCCCAUAGAUCUGACCAACAAUUGCAGGCUGCCAUUCGAAGGGCUGCUCUUCUGAAAAGCUUAAGGGAAUGAAAUGACUAAGCUGUCCCAACUGGAUUUUCAGACGUUGAUUUUAAUACUGCUUCUUUGCAGACUACUUUCUGUUUUCAGCAUGCUUUACGAUGAUUUUUAACUAGUCUUCAAUGCUUCCCUGGAGGCAGCUUGGCAAUAUAACAUUCAUUUUCCUAGGAGAUUUUCUUUCUUAAAUAAAGCCAGAAUUUGAGGAAAUCUUUCAUGUCAGAGGCUGAGAGAAAUAGAACCGAGAAAUAGAGAUCUCAUUUUUUUUCCAUCCGCAGAAUUCAUAAAAUGGUGGCUCUUGGGGUCUCUGGCCUCCCGUAUCUCCAUUUGUCUGUGAAGGUGGGGAUCUGGUGCCAGGCCAUCAUGGAAGCUUUCAGAAAUCAGGCAUCCUGUCUUCCUAGCAAGAAAUAUUUUCAAGUAGUAUUUUCAGAUAAAGAGCUUCUUCUCCUUCCCUUAGCUACUCAACCCAAUGCCUGGAAUCUCCGCAGUUGGAUAAACUUUACACCCAUCCCAGAGACCUAAAAUCAGAUUCGUUCUCUCGGUUCUUCAUUCAGGGCAAAAUGGAAACAGUGGUUUAUAAUAGUGUGAAAGCCCUUCCCACAUUGGACCAAUAUUAAGGCCUCUCAGCAUGAGUAACAAACACCAACUCCUUCCUUUCUUCUCUCCUAGUAGAUUUUUAUUUCCAAAUCCCAUCCCAUUCUGCUGUGCCCGCCCUCCAACCACUGGCGGCAACAAAUCUUUCCUCCCCUUAUGCAAGCCCCCAGAGGUGCCCUCCACUUGUAAAGCCUCGUAGGCCUACCCCAAGCCUACUUUGAAGAGGUUACCAUUGAGUCUGGUAGCAAAAUUCUGAGUCUGUUUCUCCACAGUUUUCAACUAAAAAUAUUUCUACAGGACAGACAUAAUUGUGAAUUGGGAUUCACUGAGCCUGUUGCUUUCCCAGUGACCUUGGAAUACCCAAAUCGUAUCAGUUUAAUUAUUUUCCUCUUUCCUCUUCCUAACUAUGUUCCUUUAUUUCUUGUUUCUCUUCAGGACUCUUUAAAUUACUGUUUCUCCUCCUCACCACCUGAAGAACUUGAACAGUUAUGACCCCUGAGCACUCAUUUCCCUCCCUCUCCCACCCGUCCUGAAUGUCCUUCUCUAACUUUUGUGCAGUUAAAGAGCAUUGACAGGAGUCAGCUCAUCAAUUUGAGACUCGUAGGCAGAGCGAAGAAGCAUGUCUUCACUGUACCUUCAAAUUUUAAAAGUUAUCAAUAUUCUUUUGAGAGUGGGAGGACCUGAGUCACAGUUUUAAAUGUCAGCUGAGCUAGUGAGGUCAUUAAUUCCUUUCACCUUCACAUUUGGCCAAAGGUAAAGAGGAGAAAAUAUUUUCUGAGGUUUUUUUUUUUUCUUUAAAUAUCAGAGUGUUCAAAUUCCUGAUAUGAAGAGACCAUUUCUGAGAGGGGAAAAAAAUGUUAUCAAUGUUGACUGUCUCAAGUCCUGCUGAUAUUUAGCCAAAUGGCAUAUUUACCACAUACUAGAUUUACAGAAAUCUAACAGAAGAGGUACCAUUUUAAAAUAAUUUUGAUAACUGCUCGAGCCUUAGUGAACUCUCUUAAAACAAUCAAAGCCACUUCUGCUAAAGUAGGAAGAAACAACUAGGAAGAAUUUUUUCGUAUGUCAUCUUUCUGAAAAACAAAUAAUUGUUGAUUGAUUUAGAACUUUAAGCGGUGAUCUGUUGAGGGAUGGAAAGAUGCAUAAAGUGUCUAAAGUAUCUAUCUCACAAGCAGUUGUUUUUUAAAUGUAAACCAUGUGUGUAUAUAAAAUAGGGCUGACCGGAUACUUGAAGGGCCAUGUAAUACACUCCCCAGUACCUAAACAUUCAACAUGUAAUUUAGUUAUCAUGCUAGAUCUCAUUUCAAUGAGUUACAACUGCCUUGUUGCCAAAAUGUUGCCCCAAAACUGAUACCAUUCUGGAUCUAUCCCUUUACAGGUUGUUCAUAAUGUAAUACGUUCUUUCCUGACUUCCAGUCCAACAUUCUUGCUGUGCUCCUACAUUGCCUCUUGGCUCCCAUGAAGACAAAUUCUGUGGCAUUUAGAGUAUUAACUGGUUCUGAAUGCCCAGAAGAAGGACGCUAUCUCAUUUCUUGCUUUACUCACUGGCAAACAGAAUCAACAUUUAGUAUGAGAAAUGCAUUCCUGAUGUGACCAGAGGCCUGACCCAUCUCCUACCUUAAUUAAACCAGUUUAUAACAUCAACUCACACCACAGAAAGCAAUGAAAUAAGAGAUAGUUCAAACCCUUCCUGGAUUAUAUUAUACAUCUAGUAGGAAAUCAACAUUUCUUAAAGCCAGUAUUUAUGUUGCCUAGGAUGGUGAGCUUCACUUGGCAUAGUUUCCCAGUCAAUCCCAUCUUCCCUUCCUUUGUCUGUUCUCCCUCUAUCUUUUUUGUAAAAGUGCUCUUUAUCUAAAGUACUCUUCUCCUCAGGCUUUGGCUUCUGAAACAGGAGAAGACUCUUUUAAAUCCUAAUUACUAUUGUCUAAAGGAUAGUGUAGAGUAGGAGAGGAUCUAGUUCUGACAGGUCCCAUUUGGUCCAGUCAAUCACAGGGAUUCCUCAGGAUGCCUUCUUGAUAUUAUUCCUUCUGGUUUCCUGAGAAGAGCUCUAACCCUGAGAUGAGGAUUUCUCACCGCAACCUCUGCAUUAGUCUGGAAUUAUGUGCAAAUCCCGGUAAUAUUCUAGAGACUCCAGGGUGUGAAUUUCUUAUUGCUCAUGAGCCUCCUGCUUUUCUAAACUGACACCAAGAGCCCCACCAGUAACUAAUGCAGCAAAAUGAUGGUCAGAAACAUUAUAGUAUGUAAUAGGGAGGAUGGCAAGAGAUUUGUUUCUUCUUUUCUCCCAUAAAAAGCUUGCUUCCCCACCCCACCCCACCCCACCACCACCACCAUGCGUUUCAGAAAGUCUGCAUCUCAUUUUACAGAUAUGUAGUUUUAGGAUUUGCAAAUAUAGCUUAGGAAAUGUUCUGAGAUUGAAGCUGGUGGCAAACCAGUUUAUUUUCUGCACUGGACUUUAGGACAAGUGUGCACAGAUACAAUUCCUUCAAAGAAAGUGAAACUAAUAUAGUAAAGCAAAGGGAUAAUACUUUUACACAUUAAAACAGUUGUUUGCUAUCUGUAAACCUUGAUUUAAGCAUAAUUAUUAUUUUUAGAAACCUGAAACUGGAGGAAUGUGUAUUUUAGUAAAGUUUGUUUGUCGAUUUGUUUGUUUCCCUUUAUCUCUUUCUUCUCAAGAUAGUAAAAGAUUUGGAUUCUUUAAUUUGAUACUGUCCCUGGCCAUAGGUAUCAGUCAAAUAAUGCCUGCCCUGACCAUACUCUUUUCCUUUUAAAGUAAGAGCCUUCCUGCCUGCCAUUAAGGAGCCUUUUCUCCUUGAAAAUCUUAUCUUCCUUUUCAAUUAGUAUGUGAGAGCUUUGAGGAGAAAAUCUCUCCCUGCACUUUGAGAGUAGAAUAGUUAAAAACUGUUUCUUGAGAGAAACCCCAUUUAGCUAAACUAACAAGUCUGAGGCCAAAGAAUGGGAAUUGAUUGCAGAUGAAGGUCAUGUAUUUUACACUACAAAUCUUUAUUGCCUCUUCCAAUUUUUGGAAUGAGGCUGAGAAUAAAUUAAUUUCAUGAAAAUCUGCUUUGGAUGUUUCUUAUUAAUAACUAAUGCAAAAUACCCAGAAAAGACAAAGAAAGAUGUUACUAAAUGCAAAGUCAAUCUAUAGAUUUUUAUAAUUAUUCAGAUUUCUUUUCUACUCAUUUUCAAAAAUAUGUGUCCAUGAGAUCUUAAGUAGAGAAACAUCUGCUUUUCCAUUGCUUCUCAUCUCCCCCACCUAGCACUGGAGAUGAGAGUCACAGAGGGAGACCGGCAAUGCAUUGCCAGUCCUACACCCAUUUGUACCACCCCACCACCACCACUACCACAAAAUAAGGAAAAACUAAAUUAGAAACUUUUUUUUUGAAAAAAGGGAAAUUGUAGUGCUUCAUUUGAAAGCAUACAGUUUUUAACUCAAUUCAAUUUACAGAUAGCCUGACAACCUUUUUAUAACCUGUCUUUUGUGCUAUAAUUUGCAUUUUUAACUCAAUCUUUAAAAUAAUUGCCAUUUCAAUUAAGUGAACAGAGGAAAAGCAAAGAGGGGAGACAGGGCAAUGUGAUGGGGCUAAAUCUGAUACAGUUUUGGAUUCAUAAAGCCAGUUCUCAGAGUUACCAGAGAAAGCUAAUACCACUCACCCUUUGCCAUUCUUGCCCAUCCUUACUAUUCUAGUCUUAAGAAUUGGGCAGGAAACCUCACUUCUUUAGGAUUUAAGACUUUUCUUAUUUCUGUCAAACCCAUUCAGAGAAAUCAUACAAACCCUUGACUGCUCCUAUACCUAAUCUGCUCUCCUGGGCAUAUGCAGAGAGAUAUCUGAAAAAAAAAAGUGAUGGUUCAAAUUUGGUACAAGAUUUAGACAUAGUCUAAAGUACUUUGUGUACCUUCGCUGCCAAGAGGUUCUUUGACAAAUAAGGCUAGUUUCUCUGCUUCCUACUCUCCCUGGGACAAAUUUGAUUUGGAACCAUCUGUAUGAAGAUUUGUAGGAAAAAAUUCUCAAAAGCACUGUCAACAGUUAAACUCCUUCCUUAGUUCCAAUGAUUUGAACCUCAGUUUUCCUGGGAGGGGCCUAUUAAUAUAGACAUUAAGGGUAACUUUCAUAUAUUGAAUUAAAAUUGUUUUUUUGCCCCCUGUUGAAAGAAUUGUGGUUUUCAGAGAAAAAAAAAUGAAAGCAGGAUUUCUUAGUAAUCGUCCGCGUGGCAAAACAAAGACAAGAAGUUGAUAGGGUAGAGAAAAUCUAUGGUAACUUUAUGUCUUAAAGUAAUUUGACUAUACUGGCCCCACUAUGCCAAAUGCCUUUGUUUCCACAAUGUAUUCAAUACUACGUCUUGAUUCUCCUGAGACUUCCAGCAUGCAUGUGUGGGUAGGAGCAGACAAGCAGAUUUACAUUUGGAGAAUGGAGACCCAGACAUACCAAAAAAAUCCACUCUUAGAGGAGUAUCAAAUACAAAAUAUUUCCCCAGAAUCACUCAGCACUGCGGUAUCCCAAACCAAUUCCAGAUUGAUCGUAAGCGAGAAGUAAGCUCCCUAAGAUAUCCUACUAUGAAUGUUUUUUUCUUACAGAAUAAUACAAGAAGAGGUACAAUGCAGAUUCUUAAUUUGGGUGUAAUUAUAAUUCACUUUUAUAUUUAAUAGCUGUACUUUUGUGUGAGUGUGUCAUUGAGCUAUUCGUACCAGUUUUCAAUCUAUCAUCCUGAGAGGGGCCUCGAAAAUUUCUGCUUAUGUGUAUGUAGAUCUGUAUUUCUGUGUAGUCAGAAAACAAAGCAAACAGGGGAGGAACGAGAGGAGGGAGUAGGCAGUCAAUGUGAAGAAAUGAGUGCUCCUAGCGUCCCUAUUUAUGUUAGGUAAGGUGGCUGCUGCCAGAAGCCCUCCGGGAAGAGUUGAUUGCACUAUUCUAAAAUAAGAGCCCAGCACUGUUCAAUUUAGAACCAUGUUUUGGGAAACAGGAAAGUUUUAUCUUUUUCUGUACCCAUUCUCUUUAGCAUCAGAGCCAUUUGACGUGAUGAAAACCAUUCAGUAAAAACCACUACUGACCUUUGCAUUAAAUAGCUAUUUUCCUCUUCUAAAUACUACCCCUGGUUUCAACUCAUCUACUUCCCUUUAUUCUCUGCCUAUUGAUUUAACAUUUUACAGAAUAAUACAUAGGCGCAUGCUACUUGUUUCUCUCUUUGGAGCUGAAACAAACAGGGGCAACAAGAGAUGACUCACAGAAGUGUGAGGUAAAGACUGAACUUCCCACUUGUGUGGCACUGGUAACCUUUACUAACAACUGUUUAGGGUUGAGCUUGGGUCUAUAAUAGGGCUUUUUUUUUUCUUUUGGUUUUUGUUGGGGGAUAAUUUUUUUGUUUUGAGGUUUGUUUGUUUUUUUUUUGUUUUGUUUUUUUUGUUUUUUUUUUUUUUUUUUUUGCACUAAAUAUGACUGCACUGCAUUGCACUACUGAAAUGUAUUUACUUGUGCUGGGAGAGAGUGUGUGAGGUAUGGGAAGAAAGAGGCAGUUAUGAAACAGGAAGCAUCACAAAAUGGAGAAUUCUUUCCAUCGUGCUUGGUCUUAGCAGGGUUGGUGAGAAUCUGUGAAUCUACUAACUCUUGAUCAGGCCCAGAAACUGCCAUGCUGAUAGGAUUUGUUGUCUUAUUAUAAAGAAGCAGGGCUAGUACAGUAAAUUGAAGAUGUUCAAGGAAAAGUUUGCCCAAUGUUGUCUCCAACCAAGCUUUCAUUAAGAGUUGCAAUGGUAAGGGAGCCAGCUGAGGUGAGGUUGAAGUCUUCACCUUGGCCUCACCACAAAUCCCCUUGAUGACGCACAUUCCAGUGUGGCAGAGGGCAGUGGCAUUUCCUACAUUCAAGAAAAAAAAACAAGAACAAAACAAAACCUAGCCUUGUGUGUAUAGGAGAUAUCCAUUCAGCCUGAGCAUGCUUUUCCAUCCCUGGGUGAGACCUAGGUCAGGCUAACCAAAGAGGAAGGCCAUGCACGUGGAAAAAUCCUUUAAGAUGGCAGUAAGGGAACAGUGCAAUAAACACUGAAAACCAGUGAGGUGAAAUGUUUAUUUUGAAACAAGUUAGACCAACAUUGAAAUUGAAGGAAGGGUUGGAGAAGUGAUCAGAACCUACUUACUAGCUGCUCCAUCAUAGACUAUCCUUUAUUAAGCAGAAGACCUUAACAGUGCCUAAAAGUUUAGUUUUGAAGUUGCUGAAUCUUUUCCAUUUUUUUAUUGGGUUUAUUUUUAUUGCCUUUUUAAGCCUGAGAAGUAAUUAGCAUGUGACAGCUCUUCAGUGACUAUUCGUAAAAGAAUCUUGCACCACAGGAAAACAAUCGAUUCUGUAAGGGAAGUAGAUUCUGUAGGGCACAAGAGUGAAGAUGCUUGAAGAGCUCUUCCAGAAUCCAAGGUGACAGCUUUGAAGAUUCUGGUUCCGUAGGGAAGGGUCACAACACAUAUAAAUGGCUAAUGUUGAAUUUUUCUGAACACUAUCACAUGUGGGGACAUCAAUUUGGAAAACUGUCAGUUGAGGUCUCUUUCCUAAGAUUACAACAUUGCUACCUAUCUCUCCCUUGCUCUCCUCCUUAGCAUCCAUCCAAGUCUACUAUUAGAAGGGAAAAAAAUUGUAAGAGAACUGUCAGCCUUACGAGUUAGGAAAAAACACCACCCCAGGGCUUUCAGAACUAAAGGAAGCAAUCCCUUAAGCACUCAAAGCAUUAUCUCAGUUUUAAAUAGGAACCUCUAAUUCAGAGCUCUUCACAGGUACUUAGAGAUGUGUAUUGCGUAAGCACUAAGACGGUAUUGACUGCACCAAACCAAAGGUAUAGAAAGAAAUAAUUGACCUUUUAAAAUACACUCACAUUAACUGUCCUAGUAUACUUCUCUUGAGGCUUUGCGGAAACAACUUCUCUUGUGAAACUUGCAUACCCACUCCAGUUUUGUCACCAAAGAUUUUAAUCACCAGAGCCUGAUCUCCUCUCUCCCACACAAAAAUAAUAUGACAGGCUCGGCGGGUAUGCUUUGGUGGUCAAAGGAGGACACUUUGGUUUUCAUUCUGUUCACGGUGAUAUUUACAGGGAACUCAUUAUUAGAGGAGCUACUGAACUGUCUUUGUGACUUAGGGUUUAGUCAAAGGUUUAAAAAAAGUAGGGGGAAAAAUACAAUUGUACUUUGACACUGAAAACUGGUCUUUAAUAGAGUCAUGACCUGAAGACUGAUGGAGAGAAAGAAACUUCCAUGGAAGAGAGUGAGCUAAAUCACAUAGAACCAAACAAGGUCAUUGGUGAAAUGUGGGGCAGUGUAGACAACAGAGCAGAUCGCUGCUCUUUGUGGCCAGAGCCAACAACAACGGCCAGAGGCAGAGUCAGAUAACCGGCAAGUGAAUUCAAGUACUGAAAAAGCCAUGAUCUGGGUUUCACUGUGGUUGCUGGAGUGGUUAAAAUGCCCAUGCCCAUGGCAAGGACAGUGCUGAGGCUGACCUGUUGUGAUAGUGCCUUUCUUGUAGCAAGUACUCAAUAAUUUGUUCAGUUAGGCUUUUCUGGACCAUUAUCCCCGGUCUUCUGAGGAGGUCUGAAGGGAUAGUAUUCACUUUGGAUGAAGGGACAGGAUAUUGCUCCUGGGAUGAUGUGAUUUGAUGAUAUUUGCACUAGAUUCUAAACUCUACUUUAAACUGGAGCAACUGAAUAAGAGAAAAACCAAGGAUGGUUCAAUGUUAAAAGAAACCAAAAGCAGUAUUUUCUGACUGAUGCCUCUUCUCUUUCUUCUCUUUAUUUUCAUUCUUCUCCUCCUUCUCCUUCUUCUUCUUUUCCCUUGAAGGAAGCUUCAUACUUGCUGAUUACCAAGCCCAACUCUUACCAAUUCUUUUCCUUCAUUAUUUUUUCUCCCCACACUGAACCUUCUGUGUGAAUUAACCAUCAGGUAGGAAUGGUCAACGUAAAGGGCAUCUGUCCUUACAACUUUGCAUGGGUCCUCUGUGUCAUCGAGGGCACGAGGCAUUGGAGGUGGGGGUGGGAGUCUCCUCCAGAGCCACCUGGCCCUUAGGAAGGCUGAAAAGCAGAGAUCUCAUAUGGAGAGCUGAGCUGACACAUAUUUGCCCAGAGGACAUUAGAGCCUGUGGUUAAUCCUAACAAAUGCUUAGAAAGAGAAGGAAACCCAUGUGUUGGAGAAAAAGAAGGAAGGUGGUGCCCACUGUUUGCCUGUUUCCCCUCUCUCUUCUCUCUCCCACCUCACCUCCUAUCCUCUCUAUCAUAAUUAUAUUUCAUCUCAUUUAUUUAUGUUACCAGAAGAAUUAUUGGGUUCCUUGGUUUUUCUCUUUAUCAGUGGGCUGGGAACUCUUCCAAAAUUAAAAGCAGAUCCCAUCAGCGGCUCCCCUGUAGCCUACCAGUUUCUCAAAUGCUGUCCACCUGGUCUUGACCCAGUCAACUAAGAUAACUUGGAAGCUUUGGCUGGCUCAACCACCUGUCACUUUAUUUUCAUUUUGUUUUCAUUUCCAUUUGAAUUCUGAGUGAUCCUAUGGGAAGGUGGAAAUCACAGAAAAGGUUUAGAGGCUGCAAUUCUAGGGCAUAGCUUGUCAAGAGUUUGUAUUAUCCAAAAUAUAGCUUUCUACGCCUGUUUUUCUGUUGAAUCUGUUGCCCUGAUUAUAAUUUCUAUUAUAUUUGUGGUUAUUUUUAUAAGAAUAGAGUCCAUUUGCUAUGUC